Messenger RNA from Gadus chalcogrammus (walleye pollock), 4214 nucleotides. Its product is annotated as phosphatidylinositol 4-phosphate 3-kinase C2 domain-containing subunit beta-like. Gene Ontology annotation, molecular function: 1-phosphatidylinositol-3-kinase activity; 1-phosphatidylinositol-4-phosphate 3-kinase activity. The coding region runs from base 450 to 4112 and encodes 1220 amino acids. The transcript is spliced from 24 exons. Gene Ontology annotation, biological process: phosphatidylinositol 3-kinase/protein kinase B signal transduction; cell migration; phosphatidylinositol-3-phosphate biosynthetic process. The record is from RefSeq and is a predicted model, not a curated record. Gene Ontology annotation, cellular component: plasma membrane; cytoplasm; phosphatidylinositol 3-kinase complex. NCBI's taxonomy places the organism in Eukaryota, Metazoa, Chordata, Actinopteri, Gadiformes, Gadidae.
AAACGGUGUGAUUGCGGUGUAUGUCCACAAUGUGUCGCUGCCACCUCGCGAAUGUUUUCUCGACACGGAGUCGCUCCACGUACGGCGGACUGAGAGCAACGCACCGCCCGGCCACACCGCAGCAAGUCGGCAACAACGCAACCGGAGCACCGCGGGGACGGACCGCAUUGUUCCCCACAUGUAGCAGGACCCAGAGCAGCACAUCCUCUGCGUCCUUCACGCUUGGAGCCACCGGGUGACGAAUCCAGUUUGGAGACUGGUUUUAGUGGCGCUCAUCGGGAACACUGGUUCCGGAACUACUUAUCCAGUGCGUGGAGAGUAAAUAGCUUUUUAAAAUGGCAACCAGUCACUCACCGCGAACACAGACGUGAUGAGCAGGUGUCCCAGAGGCUGAGUGUCCCCUUAGUUCCCCGAUCAGGGCCUGUGGUUGCAGAGCCUCUCCAGAGGUGAUGUCUGCGGCCCAGACCCAGAAGGAGAGCGGGGAGGCUGGCUGGGCACCCCUGGAGGCCCUGGGCCUCAGCCAGAAGGAGCUGGUCCUGGCAGAGGCCCUCCAGAUGGAGUACGACGCCCUCUCUCGCCUCAAACAAGACAAGGGAGUCCCUGCUGGGCCCGAAAGCGGCUCCAAGCCUGUCUCGAGGCCCCCGCCCCCGCCCUCCAUCGAGCGCCCUCGGCCCGUCCCCAGCGGACACGUCUCCAGCCCCCCCGGGGGGAACCUGUUGAGGGGUCUCUCCGGGUCGGACUCCUCCUUGAAUCAGCCGGCAGGGUCCCGGUCCCCAACACGGUCCCCCACGCGGCCCCCGCUGAGCAGGCCGGCUCCCCCGCGGGGGCCGCUCAGCAAGGAGCCUCUGUACAUCCUGGACGGCGAGGGCGACCUCCUCCCGGGCUCCCGCUAUGGACCGGGCUCCAGCCCCGCCCCCAAAGGGGCCCCCCCCCCUAACGACGACAUGCCCCCCGCCGUCCCGCCGAGGAACCCCCUCCCGCACUUGUCGGGCUCAGACAACCCCUUCCUGCCCCCCCGCGGCCCCCCACCCGGGGCGCCCCACGACGUGAACCUGUUCACCCCCGACGUGGACCGGCCCAAGGUGACCUCGGAGGAGGUGACCUACGAGAGCCUCAACGCCGCGCUGUCCCGCCUCAACAGCGAGCGGCAGGGCCAGCGCAGCCGGCGGGCCAGCGGGGAGCCCCCGGGUAAGCCUGUGGCCCGCAGCAAGACCCUGCCCCCCCAGGUGCCCCCCAGGACCUACAUGCCGGCCCCCAAGAGCAAAAGGAACCUGCGCCGGGUGUCCGCAGACCCAGUUGCCUUGGAGUCCCGAGCAAACGGCUUCAGCUACGAGCUGUUCAAGGUGUCGGAGGACAGAGACGAGGAGGUGGCUGCCUACUGCCACAUGCUGGACAUCCUGAGGUCGGCGGACCCGUGCGGCGAGCGCUCCAGGAACACAGGCUUCGUGUGGUCCCCGUCGGUGUCCCAGGAGGAGCUGCAGCAGGGCCUGGGGGUCAGUGUGAAGGUCACGGUCAUCAGCGAUCACUUCAGGGAGCCGCUCACCUUCACCUGCGACGGCUCUUCCACCGUGGACCUGCUGAUCUACCAGACGCUGUGCUACGCCCAGGAAGACCUGGACGUGGACGUGGAGCAGUACCUGCUCAAAGUCUGUGGACAGGCAGAGUUCCUCAGCAAUUCCCAGACGCUGGCCGGUCUUGAGUAUGUCCAGCAGUGUCUCAAGUAUGAGUGGGACAUUUGUCUCCUGCUCACCAAGCGAGCUUCAAUCAACACAGAGCUGGCUCGCACGGAAGAAGAUGACAAAAUGGCGUCCACCAUGAACCACUGCAUCUUGCUCCAAGAGCGGCCAAUUAGACAGACCGUCACCAGGGAGGCACUCACCCUUCUGCUGGAUACAUAUCACAACGAGGCUGAGGCCUUCAUCCUGUCUGAGGCUGAGCUGCUGCUGCAUGUUGAGCGUCUUGUCCAAUCGGUGAAGGCCCUGUGCAGUACUCUGGCCUCCGUGGAGUCGGCCGACCUGACCUCUGCCCUCAGCCAGCUCCCAGCAUGCCCUUGUCGCCUGCAGCCGAAGGUUCAGAAGGAUAUCUCUGUAUUGGCUGUCAAAGGAAACAGAGAAAAGGUGGUGGAGAGGCUGACAGUGGCCAUCCUGGACCAGGUGGAGCUGUACUGCAGCACCUUCAACGCCAACUUCCACACAGCGCCGCCCAGCAGCCGCAGCACUGCGCCCAUCCAGGAGGCGGGCGUGGUGAACAACGUGCUCUCCUUCAGCGUCUACUCGGCCCACCGCGUCCCCAUCACUUGGGCGGCCAGUUACGAGGGCUUCUUCCUCUCCUGCUCCCUGACUCACGGCGGGGCGGAGCUGUGUGCUCCUCAGCACACCAGUAAGCAGGCGGUCAGCAAGUACCUAUUCCACCUGGUGGUCUGGGACCAAAGGGUGUGUUUCCCAGUGCAGAUCAACCAGCUGCCCCGUGAGUCCCAGCUGACUGUGACUCUGUACGCCACGGCUCUACCGCCCCCUGGUGGCACGGAGGAGAAGGGCAAGCAGCGGCGCAGCAUCGACGCGCUGGGCUGGGUGACCAUGCCCCUCUUCAACUUCAGACAUGUUCUGACGUGUGGAAGGAAGCUGCUUGGUCUCUGGCCGUCCAUCCCAGGAAGUGGAAACGCACGCUCAAGCUCUCCCAACUUCAGCCAGCCUGACAGCGUCAUCCUGCAGGUGGACUUCCCCACCUCGGCGUUCGAGGUCCGCUUCAGCACCCCCGGGCCGGCGGACUUCUGCCCGCAGUACGAAUUCUCCAGGCUGGACACAGCCAGCCAGCGCCAGCUGCAAGACGUCCUGCACAAGAAGUCCCUCUUCUGGUUGACGGUGGAGGACAGGCGGCUGCUGUGGGAGAAGAGAGCCUUCUGCCAGGAGGAGAGCGCCGCCCUGCCACUGGUGCUGGCCAGCGCCCCCUGCUGGCAGUGGUCCUGCCUGCCCGACAUAUACGCCCUGCUGAGGCAGUGGGCCUGCCUGAGCCACAUGGACGCUCUGGGGCUGCUGCACGCCUCGUUUCCCGACCAGGAGCUGAGGCGGACUGCGGUGCAGUGGAUGGACUCCAUAUCAGACCCCGAGCUGCUGGACUUCCUGCCUCAACUAGUCCAGGCGCUGAAGUACGAGUGCUACCUGGACAGCGCGUUGGUCCGCUUCCUGCUGCGGAGGGCCAUCGGAGACGUCCGCAUCGCCCACUACCUGUUCUGGCUGCUGAAGGACGCGCUGCAGGACCGUCAGUUCAGCGGGCGCUACCAGCACCUUCUGGCCGCCCUGCUGUGCUGCGCCGGCCGUGGCCUGAGGGAGGAGUUUGAGCGCCAGUGCUGGAUGGUGUCCGUCCUUGCCAAGGUGGCCCAAAGAGUCAGGGACGCCAUGGCCUCCAACAGACAGACGGUCCUUAGGGAGGGUCUGGACGAGAUGAAGCAGUUCUUCUCUGUCAACAGCAGCUGUCGGAUGCCCCUCAACCCUGCCCUGCUGGUGAAAGCCAUCAACGUCCAGUCCUGCUCCUUCUUCAACUCCAACGCUGUUCCCCUGAAGCUGUCCUUCCAGAACGUAGACCCCCACGGAGACAACAUCAAUGUCAUAUUUAAGUCGGGGGACGACUUGCGGCAGGACAUGCUGACCCUGCAGAUCAUCCGCAUCAUGAACCGGAUCUGGAUCCAGGAGGGGCUGGACAUGAGGAUGGUGAUCUUCAGAUGCUUCGCCACCGGCCGGGGGAGAGGCAUGGUGGAGAUGAUCCCCCAGGCAGAGACCCUGAGGAAGAUCCAGGUAGAGCACGGGGUCACGGGCUCCUUCAAGGACCGCCCGCUGGCUGACUGGCUGCAGAAGCACAACCCCACCGACGACCAGUAUGAGAAGGCGGUGGAGAACUUCAUCUACUCGUGUGCGGGCUGCUGCGUGGCGACCUACAUCCUGGGGAUAUGCGACCGCCACAACGACAACAUCAUGCUGAAGACCAGCGGCCACAUGUUCCACAUCGACUUCGGGAAGUUCCUGGGUCACGCGCAGAUGUUCGGGAACAUCAAGCGUGAGCUAGCGGCUGUGUUGAGACGAUGGGGAGGAGGUAGAGGAGGAAACACUGGACUCUAGGAUAACCUUUUCAGAAGAGCAUUUAAAGGUAGAAUAAGGGACAAACCCAGGAGAGCCUCCUAGAGUCACGUGGUUGUAAACACUCGCCCGUUGGGUACGAAA